This is a messenger RNA of Dibothriocephalus latus, 231 nucleotides long. The record is from the annotation of a GenBank genome assembly. NCBI's taxonomy places the organism in Eukaryota, Metazoa, Platyhelminthes, Cestoda, Diphyllobothriidea, Diphyllobothriidae.
AUGCCGGGAAUGCUGUUCAUCCUAGUUUCUUUUUGGUGCAUUCAGGUCACCCUAUGGAAGGAGAAUCUGGAGGGCAAUUGGAUUUCGCUGAGCGAGAUAACCCGAGGUCGACAGACAGCCAAUACCUACGCCAACGAGGCUGCCGGUGGCAGUGGCAUCAACGGCACCUUCACAAGAGAUUCACUGGCGCCCGCUCCCACCUCGAAUUACUACGAUGCAGUUGCGCCCUGA